Sphenostylis stenocarpa is the source of this 1662-nucleotide messenger RNA. The record is from the annotation of a GenBank genome assembly. NCBI's taxonomy places the organism in Eukaryota, Viridiplantae, Streptophyta, Magnoliopsida, Fabales, Fabaceae.
AUGCUUACUUUCUUACUUCUGAAUUUGGCUCUGGGAAGUGUUGCCGGCGCUGAGACCUAUGGCAGAGACGAUUUUCCCGAUGAUUUUGUUUUCGGUUCCGGAACCUCUGCUUAUCAGGUGGAAGGCGCUGCUAAUGAAGAUGGAAGAAGUCGUAGCAUAUGGGAUACCUUUGCGCAUGAUGUAUAUGUGCCUGGAGUUAACGGAGAUGUAGCCUGUGAUGCAUACCACAAGUAUAAGGAAGAUGUGAAGCUAAUGGUGGAAACAGGACUUGAAGGCUAUAGAUUUUCCAUUUCUUGGUCGAGACUGUUACCAAAUGGCAGAGGACCUGUCAAUCCAAAAGGAUUGCAGUACUACAACAAUCUCAUCAAUGAGCUCACCAGCAAUGGAAUCCAACCACAUGUCACGCUACACAACUUUGAUCUUCCACAGAUUCUUGAAGAUGAAUAUGGAGGAUGGGUUAGUCGUAACAUCAUAAGAGACUUCACAUACUAUGCAAAUGUAUGUUUCAGAGAGUUUGGUGACAGAGUCUUGUAUUGGACCACUGUCAAUGAACCCAACGUUUUUGGCUUAAAUGGUUAUGAUGAGGGAAGCUUACCACCACAACGAUGUUCUCCCCCAUUUUGUCUUAGAAAGAGCACCGGAGGCAACUCAACAUAUGAAUCAUACUUGGCAGUUCAUCAUAUUUUGUUAGCUCAUUCUGCAGCUACCAGAUUGUAUUGGAGAAAAUACAGGAACAAACAACAUGGAUUUGUUGGUAUCUCUGUAUACACAUUUGGGUUUUUUCCUCAAACAAAUACUGAAAAAGACAGGGUAGCAACUCAACGAGUCCGUGAGUUUUUGGUUGGUUGGGUUAUGGAACCCUUGCAAUAUGGAGACUAUCCCAUUUCCAUGAAGAUGAAUGCAGGUGAAAGAAUUCCAUCCUUCACAAAUCGUGAAUCUGAACAAGUUAAGGGUUCAUUUGACUUUAUUGGGGUCAUUCACUACACCAAUGUCAAUAUCACAGACAAUUCUGACGCCCUUAAGAACCAAUUGAGAGAUUUCAAAGCAGACAUGGCUGCAAAGAUAUUAGGAUUGGAUCUCUUUUCAAAUGAAGAGUUCCCUGUUGCACCAUGGGGUUUUCGGAAAGAACUGAACAAAUUCAAGCUCCUUUAUGGCAAUCCUCCCAUUUUCAUUCAUGAAAAUGGUUUGUCUCUCUCUAAGAUUACAUACCAUGGCUAUGAAUAUAUUUUAGUAAAAUCAACCUUGAUGUUAGAAGGAUUGAAUAUUAAGCUUGGACUCAUAGUUUUGUUGAAACAGACAAAGCAACUUGAUUACAUUAGGAAUUUGUUUCGAUCAUGUCAACGCACAUCAAGCAAUUCGUCACUGCAAGACGUGUCAAGGGUGCAAUAUAUGCAGGAAUAUAUUGGUUGUGUGCUUGAUGCCUUGAGAGAUGGACUCAACAUAAAGGGCUAUUUUGCAUGGUCUUUCCUGGAUUUGUUCGAGUUGCUGGAUGAAUACAAGUCUAGCUUUGGCCUAUACUAUGUUGAUAGGGGUGAUCCAGAGUUGAGGAGACACCCGAAGCUCUCUGCAAAAUGGUACAACCAAUUUUUGAAGAAUAAAAGUACGACUAUAGUUGAAUCUAUUGAACUUGGAAAGGAUCCCUCACUUGUUUCAAUCGAGUAG